AGAAGUCGAAGGUACAUCGACAAGGAAUUCCCACGGAUAAUCACAUUUUUCAUUGUUUCAGAGAACAACAAUAUUCGAGGGGCAGCAUUGUCGCCGGAUCAUGAAACUGGUUCGCGUCAUUCGGAUUCUUCAAAGUCUCCAGGUUCGCAACGAUUGAAGCGAACAGAGAGCAGCAUCAGUUCUGAGUCACAGGUAAUCCACUUCUUCCACGAAACAUUAAGUGUCCAACUCAGUCAUUGUACAGAAAUCGCCUUCGUGCUCUCAAAAUCGCUUGAGUUAUACAUGUGCUUAUCAGGUGGAUUUGCUGAUGACACUCUGGCCGAAAGCAUUGGAUCUGCGCUUUGCCAACACGCAAUUGAAGGUGGUGGUGGUCGCGCAGUUGCGAAACUCUGUGGAGCGCUACGAGAUUCUCCGUCUGCGUUCGGUUUGCUUUCAUCAGUUUCGCAAUACUUUGAAUGCCGGGAUCGGCUCCGUGCUGAUCACUUUCGCAUGUGGAUCUCUUUCCUGGCCUUUGUUGCCGAUCUGUAUGCGAAUAUCGGAGGGGAACUCGUGAAUUUUGUCUUCCAAGUGUUCGAUUAUCUUCUGAGGGCGCCUAUCUUGGAAACACUGAAAAUUGAAGAGCUGGAGUCCCUGAUCUCAGCAUUGUUGUCAGUGGGAUAUGACCUAGAACGGGAAUGUCCUGACCAGCUCUCUCUUCUCAAAGAUCUGAUCAGAGAUGCAUUCAUUGAUGUCUCUGAACCAUGGGCUCGUAAAAUGAUUCUUCUACUUCUGGAGCUGGGAGCUAGUGGAUGGAAACUACCGGCAGAAGCAAACGAGUACUACUUUCAACAGACAACGAACUAA
This is a messenger RNA of Haemonchus placei, 843 nucleotides long. NCBI's taxonomy places the organism in Eukaryota, Metazoa, Nematoda, Chromadorea, Rhabditida, Trichostrongylidae. The record is from the annotation of a GenBank genome assembly.